UUAGUUAUAGCUGUCACUUGUGUCGUUUUUGUAACUUUUGGCAGUUUUUAAUAUUUUUAUCGUUUUUGUCAUUCUUUCAGUUUUGAAUUUCAAUUGUUUGAUUUCAGAUUUCAGACAGGGAUGAAUAACACGAUAGUGUUAAAAUCCCAGACAAAUAAAUAAAACAAAUCAGAUUUCAGAUUCACCCAAGUUGAUAAAGUUCACAUCUUCGCUUUUUGGAACUUUAAAAAUACUCUUUAGUUUUAUUUAUGGAGCGUGUACCAGUACCACGCUGGUUAAAAUUUAAUCGAAUUUAAAACAUCUCAUAUGUUCGUGCAGAAUUUUGUGUUUGAUUUCAAAACAUGAACUAAUCGCGUCCAGUUCACAACAUCUUAUUUUCAUAUUAAUUUAAAUUAAAGUUUUUUUUUUAAUAUUAUACGAUAAAGCAAAAUCUCUAGAACAAUUCUUAUUGGAACAGAGAAUGAAUUUCAAAUCGAUUCCAGAAUGCCCUUUCGUGGAACGGAAAGUUGUUUGCCGGAUUUGCGACGGAACAUCGGGCGCUAUGGAAUCAAUUUUUUGUAAAGAAUCGAACCAGAAGCUGCUGGAUAAAAUUUUCAAAUGUACUCAGGUUAAGGUUGAACCGAUUUGCGGCAUUAUUUCUCCGGUUUGUGAAUUUUGUCAUUUUCGGAUUGAAAAAUUUGACGAUUCAUUCAAACCGAGCUGCAAAGAAUACGUUGUGGAGAAAUUCGUUAAGCACCAGGAUCCCGAAGAUGAUCCAUUCAAUAGCUUGGAUCCACUUACAAAUGGGCACGAAAUACCGGUCGAUGAUAUUAAACCGGAGUUGAGUAGGUCUGUGGAAUUGGCUUCGGUAAAAGAUGAUAUUAUUAAGGCAGAAAGUAUUGAACAAAAACCUGGAGAAGAUUUAGAAGUUUUUCAAAAUAAUCAAGAAAACGAGGAUUAUUCAGACCAAGAACCUGAAAAUUAUUCACAAGUUUUAGAGUUUGAAGUUAAAGAUGAACAGGAUUCGGUUGAAACAGAAAUAGGAAAUCGAACUCCAGAAGUUUUAAAUUCCGAGAAAGUAAUCUCAAAAGACCACCCGUCUAGACCGAUUUCCUCGGGAUCCAAAAUUCCGACCGAAUGUGCGAUUUGCGGAAAACGGGUAGCCUAUUUGAAGGAACACAUGAGAAUGCACUUGAAGGAUAAACGAUACGCUUGUCCGCACUGCGAUCGAUCUUUCUCGCAAAGUACCAACCUAAUAUACCACAUUCGCACCCACACGGGCGAAAAACCAUUCCAAUGUGGCCAGUGCGAGAAAAGAUUCAUCUGCAAAUCGCACUUGCUGUCGCAUGAGCGCUCUCAUCUUAACGAGCUGCCGUUCGUCUGUGAGUUUUGUUCCAAACGUUUCAACCAAGCCUGUAACUUGACCAAACAUCUGCGGGUACAUAGCGGUGAAAAACCGUACAAGUGUGGCAUCUGCGGGAAAGCUUUUAUGAAUCUGUCUAAUAUGAAGGUCCAUGAGCAACGGCAUCGUGGAGAGCGGAAUUUCACAUGUGAAAUUUGCUCCAAAUCAUUUACAGUCAAUCAACAUCUCGCGAGGCAUAUGCAAACCCAUCGGAAGGAUGAUGGCCAGUACAAAUGUGAAAAGUGUAACAAAAUCUGUAGCACCGGAGCAGGUCUCCGGGCACAUUACAGUUUGCACGAACGAACGACGGAAUAUGCUUGCCGUAUUUGCAAAAUGAGUUUCGAAACUAGUGAGCAAUUUGAAGAGCAUAAUAAUGAUAAAACUGCCAGUUGCCGGUUGCUCAAGCCUUACAAAUGUGUCGCCUGUCCAAAGCGUUUUCGAGACUCCAGACUGCUAGAGCAGCACAAGCAACGAGUACACGUAAUAGCGAAACCCCGAGAGAAGUCCCGGAAAAUUGAAAUGGAUCCUGAGACGGCGAUCAAACAGUUGGAGGGUCCCCUGGAAAAGCCCUACGCCUGUAAUGUAUGUGGUAAAGAGUUCAGAACGAAGUAUAAUCUGCAAACACAUCUGAGGAUCCACAUGGGAGAAACGGCGAAACUAUUUCAGUGCGAAAAGUGUCCAAGAUCGUUCAACCAGUUAACCCAUCUGAAAACUCAUGAACGAACCCACACUGGACAGAAACCGUUUGGUUGCACCGAAUGUUCGGAAAAGUUUAGUCGAAGCUAUCUCUUACGGAAUCAUCAAUCGAUGGUUCAUGGGAAGGUUCCCAGUUUCGAUAGCCACGAGCAAGUUGAAGAGGAUGAGUUCGCUGAAGUCGAGGUGGUUGAUGAUAAUGGUACGAUAAAAGCUGACCAGAAACCAGUGUCCCAAGAAACGCUUGUUUUUGACGGCAGUGGACAAAUCAUUGUUAAGGUUGAGAUUCGAGAAACGUAGUAUUGUAGUCGUAAUUUAAUUAGGUAGGCUGAAAAUAUUAAAUCGUGUCAAAUUA
This is a messenger RNA of Uranotaenia lowii, 2429 nucleotides long. RefSeq names its product zinc finger protein ZFP2-like. The record is from RefSeq and is a predicted model, not a curated record. Gene Ontology annotation, molecular function: RNA polymerase II cis-regulatory region sequence-specific DNA binding; DNA-binding transcription factor activity, RNA polymerase II-specific. Lineage: Eukaryota; Metazoa; Arthropoda; Insecta; Diptera; Culicidae. The transcript is spliced from 4 exons. Gene Ontology annotation, biological process: regulation of transcription by RNA polymerase II. Bases 461 to 2374 code for a protein of 637 amino acids.